AUGAGCUGGAAGGAAGUUUUGGUGCUUGCUCUAUGCAAGACAAGUGCUUUGUUGGAACAGAUGCAUGAGAAGAUGGAUUUGAUGAAUGAGAAAAUGGACUUGAUGACUGUUGUGGCCAAUAAUUGUGGACAAUUAGUGAAUAGUGAUACAGAAAUCAUCCAGGGUCCAACUCAGGAACCUGUAUUGAUUGGGCAAGUGCAGAAGACAAUGGAGGAGGCUGUGGUUGCACCUCAAAUAAUACAAAUGGAGAGGCCCAAGGCCCCACAGGAGCAUAAGCCAUUGUUUUUGAAGAUUGAAGUUGGAGUGGGCCAGGGGGAGUCUGGAGCUGAGGAGGCUUUUAACUUUGGAGAGACUUCGAAAUAUGCUCGCAAAUAUUUUUUGGGUUAUAUUGAUGACUGUGGGGAGUGGGACUGUGGGGAAUGGGCUGAUUUGAUGAAGGGAGACGGAGAUAACUUUGGGUUGGAACCCCCCAGAGACCUACUCCUCAACGAGAAAGGAAAGAAAUUAAGAAAGAGACCAACAAAAGACAAGGAAAAGUGCAAGUAUAAACAAGAAGAAGAAGAUCUGCAGAAGGGACAUGGAAGAGACUUAAGGCCCUCGGACAUAAGGCUUCCAGGUUGA
Messenger RNA from Podarcis lilfordi (Lilford's wall lizard), 621 nucleotides. Lineage: Eukaryota; Metazoa; Chordata; Lepidosauria; Squamata; Lacertidae. The record is from the annotation of a GenBank genome assembly.